Phyllostomus discolor (pale spear-nosed bat) is the source of this 6018-nucleotide messenger RNA. RefSeq names its product BCL6 transcription repressor (gene BCL6). Lineage: Eukaryota; Metazoa; Chordata; Mammalia; Chiroptera; Phyllostomidae. Gene Ontology annotation, biological process: regulation of cytokine production; negative regulation of transcription by RNA polymerase II; regulation of immune system process. The coding region runs from base 2830 to 4953 and encodes 707 amino acids. The record is from RefSeq and is a predicted model, not a curated record. The transcript has 10 exons. Gene Ontology annotation, cellular component: nucleus. Gene Ontology annotation, molecular function: RNA polymerase II cis-regulatory region sequence-specific DNA binding; protein binding; DNA-binding transcription factor activity, RNA polymerase II-specific.
UCUCUAAGUAUGGCCUAAGAUUUUCAAUAACUAACAAGAAAAGACUACAGUUGCGCUGACAGGUGGAGAUAGGGUCUCAGAUCUUGGGGUGCCUAUGUUGGGGAGUGAUUAAGGCCAGUCUUUAAUGCAGAGAUGCACCUUGCUGCACCAGAGGCUCUCAUUUUUUCCCUAAAAUCCCUCUCUAUCCCCUUCUUUCCAAACUUUGCCAAAUGGCUCAAAGAGAAAUCAGUUUUUGUGGUUGGGUCGUAUUGAUUGGCAGAGUGUAAUCCUCAUAGAAUUUGUGCCACAGCGGUUUCAUAGCUAACUUUUCUUUUUGGGAGCUAAAAACUGAAGAUAAAUGUGAGUUCGUGUUCUGGCGGCCCGUAGUGACGGCCGGCAUGCACACCCGCAGGACAUGCUGUCGGCUCCGUCGCCCUGACCCGCCACAGUCGAGUUUAGCCUCUCCUACUGUGGGAGCUGUUGGAGGCCGCUUCGGAGAAACGCUCCUCUGUUCGGUUGGAAACGAAUCUGGGGACGUGUUUGAAGAGCGGUCAAAUUUGACUCAUCGCUUUCCAAGGACAGUUAGUGCCUUCCAUCUUCAUUAACGUGAAUAAAAAGACCUUGGCUGACUUCUGUCCAGAUCAGGUUUUUAAAGGCAUUGUUUGCUUGGGAAGAUCAUGCCACUCCCCUCCCCCGCCAGCCUUUUUGCAAAGGCUGAGCGGGUCCAGCCAGGAUGGCCGAGAUAUCUUUGCUUAGGACGUGGUUUGCUGGCACUGUCUGCCUGACCCUUUCUGGAAGGCUGUCGCAAGCUGGGAGCAUGGGGAGUGUCUCUUCUGCAGCUCCUCUUCAGAUCUUGCUGAUAAAACACAUCCCUCUGUUUUAUUGCAUUUCCUAGAAGCUUGCAGGCUUGCAAGAGCGCUGUUGUCAGGAAACGUGAUAGAAAUGAAAGUCAGGACAUAAUGUCCCUGAACACCUCAGUCACCCAAAAACGUUUGCCGAGGCCACCACGUUAUCGAAUUCACUUUGAUCUGCUGUCGACUCCCCACCCUCCCGCUCCCCAGAGAAGAGAGUCCCCCCACAGAACAGAAACAACUCCGCAGUUUGACCUCACCGCCUACCGCGGGACCACUGCGGCCAGACCGGAGCAAUUUCUUAGCUGUGAUGCUGCGGGAGAAAAGGAGCGCUCCUCCGGCAUGAACCCUGAUUCGGGUUUCACUGCAGCAGCUCCAGCCUUAUUAAAAUUCCUCGUCCUUGUCCCUAAACAGUGCUUUGCACUUCCACAUUGUUCUUUGAAUUUCUCGAGUUAUUGGAGUUAUUAGAUUACCAAUAAUCCAACGGCCGGAUAGGAUUGGGCGGGGGUUGGGGGAGGGACUAGGUGGAAGACAGAGUUCUCCAAAUCCCGAGACUGUCGAAACUGGGUCAAUGGGAAGGAAGGAGGGGCGGGGCGACAAUGGGGUUGUUGGUUUCAAGCCUUGGUGCGAGGCCUCCCUCUAGUGUUAAGUAGCGGUAAAACAUGAUUAGGUUUGAGCUCCCGGAACCACUGGACGCCUAAUUUCCAAUAAGUGCAUUUUCUUAAUUUUAACUUCCCUUCCUGAAUUCUCACUCCAUACCACAUUAAAUUUCAGCCUUCGCUUUCACCAUUAUUCCACCGGGCGAAGGGACGAGAAAGCCUCAAAGUAGGAUUUUAUGAGACUGAAGAGGCCCAAUCUUUAUGAACGGACCUUGAAACCACCUCCUUCACUGAUGGAUUGCGUGGCUCAGUGAGUCGCCAACACCAGUUUUAAGAGCCAUCUUUGGCCUUAAAAGCUGCGUCUUUCUCAUCCCUUGUUCCCCAGCAUCCGCCCCCCAAAGCGCCUUUUGGAAGCCGCUAUUACGAGAUGGCGCCCAGGGGUUAUAAUUCCAAGCAAGGCCACGGGAAGGGGAGACAACUUAAGCACGUCCGUUAGCGCUGUCCUGGCGUCCUGGCGUCUGCUGAAUCCCCGUUUCUACGGGGUUUCGGAGAAAUCAAAUUCGGAAAUCCCUAAACCUGGCAGGUCCUGUUCUAAAGGCUUUAGCGGAAACCCAGAGGAGCUAGGUUCCCCUACUUGCCAACGUAGGCGGAAAGGGCUUUCGGUUUAGUUUUUGUCCACAUCGACCAAGGUAUGCUGGACGGGAGUCCCUGAGUCCUGGGGACUCCACCUUUUAGACCUUGAAGCCUCACCAGACCACCCUUUUAGAAAGGGAGUUGGGGGCCAAGAGAAAAGGAAAUAAAAUGACGCCCCAGGCAAAUAAACGACGGAAUUGGGCGAAUGAGUCUCGGGCUAGACCCGAAAUCCUGUGUUCUAGACCUGCUCUGCUACUUAACUUGUCUAACUGGGAUUUAGGGGAAAGUGUGCUUUAUUCCCCGCGAUCCUCCCGGGGCGCCCCCUCCCUUUCCGGUGAAUCCCCGGCGGCCCGCGCGGCGCAGGCGGCGAUCCUGGCGGCCGUCGGGGGCCGGCAGCUUCCUGGAAAGUUACUUCUUGUUGGAGCCAGCGGUAGGCAGAGUGUUCUGUGAAAUCCGCUGAGCUGAGAUCGACUACGUUCCGGGAAUGAGAGGGCUGUGCCAUUCCCCUUACUGCCCCCUGCCUUGACUGCAUAACAGGAAAAAAAGGCACACACAAUGUUAGUUACCGAGGUGCAUGAAAAGUUUUAUCUGAAUGCAGCCAAAUUAAGGGCUGCCACGGUAGUACCACGGGGCCUCGGCCGAGCCUGCGGGGGCUUGGAGGCCGAUGGGAAGCAGUGGUGGCACAACGCCCCCGGGUGGGCAGUCCCUGGCAGACAGGUUAUAAGCAAAAUUUGGGACUGUGAAUCGAGGCAUUGGGUGAAGACAAAAUGGCCUCACCAGCUGACAGCUGUAUCCAGUUCACCCGCCAUGCCAGUGAUGUUCUUCUCAACCUUAAUCGCCUCCGGAGCCGCGAUAUCUUGACUGACGUUGUCAUAGUGGUGAGCCGUGAGCAGUUUAGAGCCCAUAAGACAGUCCUCAUGGCCUGCAGCGGCUUGUUCUAUAGCAUCUUCACAGACCAAUUGAAAUGCAACCUUAGUGUGAUCAAUCUCGAUCCUGAGAUCAACCCUGAGGGGUUCUGCAUCCUCCUGGACUUCAUGUACACAUCUCGGCUCAAUCUGCGGGAGGGCAACAUCAUGUCUGUGAUGGCCACAGCUAUGUACCUGCAGAUGGAGCAUGUCGUGGACACUUGCCGGAAGUUUAUCAAGGCCAGUGAAGCAGAGAUGGUUCCUGCCAUCAAGCCUCCCCGUGAAGAGUUCCCAAACAGCCGAAUGCUGAUGCCCCAAGACAUCAUGGCCUAUCGGGGUCGGGAGGUGGUGGAGAACAACCUGCCACUGAGGAACCCCCCUGGGUGUGAGAGCAGAGCCUUUGCCCCCAGCCUGUACAGCAGCCUUUCCACACCGCCAGCCUCUUAUCCCGUGUACAACCACAUCCCCGUCAGCAGCUUCCUCUUCUCCGAUGAGGAACUUCGGGAUGCCCGGAUGCCUGUGGCCAACCCCUUCCCCAAGGAGCGGGCCCUCCCCUGCGAUAGUGCCAGACCAAUCCCAGGGGAGUACAGCCGGCUGGCCAUGGAGAUAUCCCCCAGUGUGUGCCACAGCAACAUCUACUCACCCAAGGAGGUGGCCCCGGAAGAGGCACGGAGGGACAUGCACUACAGUGUGGCUGAGGGCCCCAAGCCGGCAGCCCCCUCAGCCCGGAAUGCUCCAUACUUCUCCUGUGACAAGGCUGGCAAGGAGGAAGAGAGACCUUCCUCAGAGGAUGAGAUUGCCCUGCAUUUCGAGCCCCCCAAUGCACCCCUAAACCGGAAGGGUCUGGUUAGUCCACAGAGCCCCCAGAAGUCUGACUGCCAGCCCAACUCACCCACGGAGUCCUGUAGCAGCAAGAAUGCCUGCAUCCUUCAGACCUCUGGCUCCCCUCCAGCCAAGAGCCCCACUGACCCCAAAGCCUGCAACUGGAAGAAAUACAAGUUUAUUGUGCUCAAUAGCCUCAACCAGAAUGCCAAACCAGAGGGGCCUGAGCAGGCUGAGCUGGGCCGCCUUUCGCCUCGAACCUACACAGCCCCACCGGCCUGCCAGCCACCCAUGGAGCCUGAGAACCUUGACCUCCAGUCCCCUACUAAGCUCAGCGCCAGUGGGGAGGACUCCACCAUCUCACAGGCCAGCCGACUCAAUAACAUUGUCAACAGGUCCCUGACAGGCUCCCCCCGGAGCAGCAGCAGCGAGAGCCACUCGCCACUCUACCUGCAUCCCCCCAAGUGCACGUCCUGCGGCUCUCAGUCCCCACAGCACUCGGAGAUGUGCCUCCACACUGCUGGCCCCACGUUCCCCGAGGAGAUGGGAGAGACCCAGUCUGAGUACUCAGACUCCAGCUGUGAGAAUGGGGCCUUCUUCUGCAAUGAGUGUGACUGCCGCUUCUCUGAGGAGGCCUCCCUCAAGAGGCACACGCUGCAGACCCACAGUGACAAACCCUACAAGUGUGACCGCUGCCAGGCCUCCUUCCGCUACAAGGGCAACCUCGCCAGCCACAAGACUGUCCAUACGGGUGAGAAACCCUAUCGUUGUAACAUCUGCGGGGCCCAGUUCAACCGGCCAGCGAACCUGAAAACCCACACUCGAAUUCACUCUGGAGAGAAGCCCUACAAAUGCGAAACCUGUGGAGCCAGAUUUGUACAGGUGGCCCACCUCCGUGCCCAUGUGCUCAUCCACACUGGCGAGAAGCCCUAUCCGUGUGAAAUCUGUGGCACCCGUUUCCGGCACCUUCAGACUCUAAAGAGCCACCUGCGAAUCCACACAGGAGAGAAACCCUACCAUUGCGAGAAGUGUAACCUGCAUUUCCGUCACAAAAGCCAGCUGCGUCUUCACUUGCGCCAGAAACACGGAGCUAUCACCAACACCAAGGUGCAAUACCGCGUGUCCGCCACCGACCUGCCCCCGGAGCUCCCCAAAGCCUGCUGAAGCAUGGCGUGUUGACGCUUUCCAUCCGAGCCCCUUCUCAGACAGAACCUGCCCAAAGGAAACUGUAACACUUUACAAUGUUCAUCCCAUGAUGUAGUGCCUCUUUCAUCCAGUAGUGCAAAUCGUAGCUGGGCGCAGGGGGGGUGGGGGGAGGGGCGUGGGGACCGGGAGCCUAGGCAGCUCCCCUUCCCCUACUGCCGUCAAACAUUAAGAAAAUAAUAUUGCUUCUUCUCCUAUGUGUAAGGCGAACCAUGUCAGCAAAAAGCAGUCAUUUUGUAUAUCAAAGUGGGGGAGUAUGAAAAAGUUCUGACUUGACUUAGUCUGCAAAAUGAGGAAUGUGUACGUUUUUGUGGGAACAGAUGUUUCUUUUGUAUGUAAAUGUGCUUUCUUUUGAAAGAAGAAACUUAGGUAUGUUAUCAAACAGAGGGCUUUAAUUUUUUUAACCAAAGCUGAAGGAAUAUAUGGCAGAGUUGUAAAUAUAUAAAUAUAUAUAUAAAAUAAAUAUAUAUAAACCUAAAAAAGAUAUAUUAAAAAUAUAAAAUUGUGUUAAAGGCUCGAUUUUGUAUCUGCAGGCAGACACGGAUCUGAGAAUCUUUAUUGAGAAAGAGCACUUAAGAGAAUAUUUUAAGUAUUGCAUCUGUAUAAGUAAGAAAAUAUUUUGUCUAAAAUGCCUCUGUGUAUUUGUAUUUUUUUGCAAGUGAAGGUUUACAAUUUACAAAGUGUGUAUUUAAAAAAAAGAACAAAAAAAGCUGCAGAAGGAAAAAUGUGUAGUUUUGUUCUAGUUUCCGGUUUGUACAUACUUAUACAGCGUGUCCUACGGUGCCUUUUUCAUGGAAGUUUUCCACGAUGGACGAGCGUGCCAUCCCUUUCUGAAGUGUAGGCAGACACAGGGACUUCGAGUUGUCACUAACUAAGCUCUCGGGAAAAGUUUGUCUCAUCCAUCACAUUCUGCGUCAUGCUUGUGUUGUAACUACUCCGGAGACAGGGUUUGGCUGUGUCUAAACUGCAUUAAUGUGUUGUAAAAUAUAGCUGUACAAAUACAAGAAUAAAAUAUUGAAAAGUCAA